UGAAUUCGACUGCUUGCCGAAAUAGAAAUACCCCAGUAAUUUACGGAGUAAAAUGUAGAAAGAAAAUUGCAGACAGGGGUCUCUCAUAUUUCUCCUUUCGCCCCUUUAAUCUUUCUUCUUUCAAAAACAACCCCUCGCCCGCCGUUCCUUAAUUCCUUUGUCUUCUUUCGCAGUCCUCCUCCUUUCCACGCCUCUCUUUCUCCACCCUCAUAUUUUCACCAUUUUACAUUCGUAUACUUUUCUACCCGUCUUGAACUGUCAGCUCUUUUCUUCUCAUUUCUCCGUUGAAUCGGAUCUGAUUCAACCUGUGUGGUUAUGCGUUCAACAAUUCAUAUUCAAAUAUAGGAAGCGGCAAUGGAGGGCGGGAGAGAAGGGAACGGAGUUGAUGCCGGCGAGGAGCAUGAAGGGUUUCCCCCGGCGGUUGCUUUGGGUCGGAGGAAGUACACGCCAGUGGUGGCGCACGAUAACGAUCCGGCGAUGGUCGAGAUGUCGACUGUGGAUCUCGGAUCUUCAUCGUCUUCCUUUCCACCUCAGGAUCUCAAGAAAAUUAAAGUGAACACGCAACAAAAUUCAGCCUCCGAAGGAAGCGAAGGUUCUAUACAUAAUCAUGUUGGUGUGAAUGGACCCCAGACAGAAUCGAAGUUAGAGUUGUUUGGAUUUGAUUCUCUUGUCAAUAUUCUUGGUCUUAAGAGUAUGAUAGGGGAUCAAAUGCCAGCCCCCUCAAGUCCCAGAGAUGGUGAUGAUGUGACUAUCUCAGUUGGGCACCCUCAGCCUAAUGUUGUCAAAUUGGGAACCAUGAUGGGAGUUUUUGUGCCAUGCCUGCAAAAUAUUUUAGGAAUCAUCUACUAUAUAAGAUUUUCCUGGAUUGUUGGAAUGGCUGGAAUUGGUGAGUCAUUGUUGCUAGUUGCCUUCUGUGGAUCAUGUACUUUCCUGACUACAAUAUCAUUGAGUGCUAUUGCAACUAAUGGUGCAAUGAAGGGAGGUGGCCCAUACUAUCUUAUUGGUCGUGCCUUGGGUCCAGAGGUUGGUGUUAGUAUUGGUCUCUGUUUUUUCCUGGGGAAUGCGAUUUCUGGGGCUAUGUAUGUAUUGGGAGCGGUAGAGACCUUCUUAAAUGCUGUGCCAGGUGCAGGGAUUUUUAGAGAGUCAGUCACAACUGUUAAUGGUACAGCAAUUGCAGAGCCCAUCACAAGACCAAGUUUGCAUGACUUGCAAGUCUAUGGGAUUGUUGUCACUAUUGUUCUGUGCUUUAUAGUAUUUGGAGGUGUCAAAAUGAUCAAUCGUGUUGCACCAGCUUUCCUCAUACCUGUUUUUCUCUCAUUGUGCUGCAUAUUUCUUGGCAUAUUUGUGGCAAGGAAGGACCGUCCAGAAGUUGGAUUCACCGGGUUGAGUUUGGAAUCUUUUAAAGAUAACUGGAGUUCUGACUAUCAGAUGACUAACAAUGCGGGAAUUCCAGAUCCUAAUGGAAAGAUAUACUGGGGUUUCAAUGCAUUGGUAGGUCUGUUUUUCCCUGCUGUGACUGGGAUCAUGGCAGGUUCUAAUCGUUCAGCCUCACUAAGGGACACUCAGCGUUCUAUUCCUAUUGGAACUUUAGCUGCAACUUUGUCAACAACUGGCUUGUAUUUGGUUACUGUGCUUUUCUUUGGAGCUGUUGCACACAGAGAGAAACUUUUGACUGACAGGUUACUAACAGCUACAGUUGCUUGGCCAUUCCCUGCAAUUGUUUAUGUUGGCAUCAUCCUUUCAACCUUGGGUGCAGCUCUUCAAAGCUUAGCUGGUGCUCCACGUCUUCUUGCAGCUAUAGCAAAUGAUGACAUAUUACCUGUUCUUAAUUACUUCAAGGUGUCAGAUGGAAGUGAACCUCAUGUGGCAACUCUAUUCACUGCCUUCAUAUGUAUUGGAUGUGUUGUGAUUGGGAAUCUAGACCUUAUCUCACCGACCACAACAAUGUUUUAUCUUCUAUGCUAUGCGGGCGUGAACUUAUCCUGCUUUCUUCUGGAUCUUUUAGAUGCUCCCAGCUGGCGUCCUAGGUGGAAAUUUCACCAUUGGAGUCUUUCUCUUGUAGGAGCAUUGAUUUGUAUAGUUAUCAUGUUUUUAAUAUCUUGGACAUUCACGAUUGUGGCCUUGGCCCUAGCAACCCUCAUAUACUAUUAUGUUUGCCUCAUGGGAAAAGCUGGAGACUGGGGUGAUGGUUUCAAGAGUGCCUAUUUUCAGCUUGCCCUUCGUAGUCUACGGUCUCUGGGAGCAACCCAAGUACACCCGAAGAACUGGUACCCUAUACCCCUCAUAUUUUGUCGUCCUUGGGGCAAGCUGCCUGAGAAUGUCCCUUGCCAUCCUAAGCUUGCUGACUUUGCCAACUGCAUGAAGAAAAAAGGCAGGGGAAUGUCUGUGUUUGUUUCUAUUAUGGAUGGAGAUUACCUCGAAUGUGCUGAGGAUGCUAAGACAGCUUGCAAACAGUUAAGUACCUACAUCGACUACAAGCAAUGUGAAGGUGUAGCAGAGAUUGUCGUUGCCCCAAAUAUGUCUGAAGGCUUUAGAGGCAUUGUUCAAACUAUGGGCCUUGGAAAUCUCAAGCCAAAUAUAGUUGUGAUGCGUUAUCCUGAAAUUUGGCGUCGUGAGAAUUUACUCGAAAUUCCUGCCACCUUUGUUGGGAUAAUAAAUGAUUGCAUUGUUGCUAAUAAAGCAGUUGUUAUUGUGAAAGGCCUAGAUGAGUGGCCUAACGAGUAUCAAAGACAGUAUGGUACUAUCGAUUUGUAUUGGAUUGUGAGAGAUGGCGGUCUUAUGCUUCUUCUUUCGCAGCUCCUCCUCACCAAAGCAAGCUUCGAGGGCUGUAAGAUUCAGGUUUUCUGCAUUGCAGAGGAAGAUUCUAACGCUGAGGAACUGAAAGCUGAUGUAAAGAAAUUCCUUUACGAUCUCCGCAUGCAAGCUGAAGUGAUUGUGAUUUCAAUGAAGUCGUGGGAAAUCCAUGGUGAGCAGCAAGAAUCAACCGAGGCAUUUAGUGGCGCCCAGCAGAGGAUCGCCAAUUACUUGGCAGACAUGAAGGAAAAAGCUGAGAGAGAAGGGACUCCUUUGAUGGCCGAUGGAAAGCGUGUUAUUGUGAACGAGCAACAGGUGGAGAAGUUCCUUUACACCACUUUGAAGCUCAACUCAACAAUACUCAAGUACUCUAGAAUGGCUGCCGUGGUGCUUGUAAGUCUGCCUGCUCCACCUCUCAGUCAUCCAUCAUACUUCUAUAUGGAGUAUAUGGACCUGUUGGUCGAAAAUGUGCCUAGGUUGUUGAUAGUCCGAGGAUACCACAGAGAUGUUGUCACAUUGUUCUCAUAGAUUUCUAUGUUCCAGACUUCCAGUACAUGAUGGAUACUCCUUUUCUUCUACCCCUUUGGUUCAUAGUUCUUUUUUUUUUUUUUUUUUUUUUUUUUUUUUGGGUCCACUUUUAUGGGGGUGUAAAAUUGUAGUAGUAGUUUACAUAAUUACGUGCCAUUCAUUGAUCUCUCUUCAGUGCCGCUUGUCACAGAAAAUUUUGCUAAUAUUGGAAUGAACUUUAAGCUGAUUGAGGAAAUUUGUUCAUUUCAAUUAAUA
This is a messenger RNA of Ipomoea nil (Japanese morning glory), 3576 nucleotides long. Its product is annotated as cation-chloride cotransporter 1-like. The record is from RefSeq and is a predicted model, not a curated record. The transcript has 14 exons. Gene Ontology annotation, biological process: transmembrane transport; monoatomic ion transport. Gene Ontology annotation, cellular component: membrane. Gene Ontology annotation, molecular function: chloride:monoatomic cation symporter activity. Bases 355 to 3321 code for a protein of 988 amino acids. NCBI's taxonomy places the organism in Eukaryota, Viridiplantae, Streptophyta, Magnoliopsida, Solanales, Convolvulaceae.